Messenger RNA from Symbiodinium sp. CCMP2592, 12405 nucleotides. The record is from the annotation of a GenBank genome assembly. Lineage: Eukaryota; Dinophyceae; Suessiales; Symbiodiniaceae.
AUGGAUGGUCACGUCUUUGGCAUGAGUGCUAGGCCUUCUGAUGCUGGGAGCGGUGUGAAGUGCAACCGUUGUGGCAAGAAGGGGCAUCAAGUGAAUCAGUGCACGGCAGACCUUUCCAAGGUUAAGUGCUUCAAGUGCGGAGAGAUGGGCCACAUAUCUUUGAACUGUGCCAAGGGCAAGCAGGGUGAUGUUUCUCAGUCGAGUGCGAGACCUAAGGGUUCUGAUGGCAAAGGUGCUGCUGCGGCCAAGGGUCAAGUUUCUUUUUCGCCUAAAGGCAAGAGCAAAGGAAAAGGAGGAAAGAAAGGAAAAAUGUUUGCUCUGUUUGAUGAGGAGACAGGGGUUUGGUGGUACACAGAUGCUGAUGAAUCUUUUUACACCGAAGAAGGUGAUGAGCAAGAAGCACAGCAGGUGGACUCCACUCUUGUGUUAUCUUGUGUCAUUGAGUUAACUGAUGAGCCCAAUACGCGUUUUGAAGCUGUCCUUGAAGACAGCGAGUCGGUGUCUGUUGUGCUCCAAGAGCAGUUGUGUCAACCUUUGUUGCAGUCGUUGGGUCAGUCGCUUGGAAGUGAGUUUUGGCUGCUUGACUCAGGUGCGUCAUGCUGUGUUAUCAACCAUGUGACGUUGAAGACGCUUCCGCAUGAUGAGUUGACUGCAUGUGGUUCGACGUUUAUGGCUGCGAAUGGGACUCCUGUUCCCUUUGAUGGUCGUUGCCAUGUUGUGCUAAAGGUUCGCACAAAGGAUUCAAGUGGAGCUACCAAGAAUGGUGUCUGCAAGAUUCCUGUGAUGGUGGGUGACACUCCUUACAAUAUCCUGUCAACGCGAACUCUUGGAAGGCAUGGUUGGCGUGUUGUCUUGGAUGAAGGCGUUUCUGUGUGUCAUGUGAAGUCGGGUGUUGAUAUGAUUGAUACCUGUAUUUGGUGUGACACGCCUUGGAUCCGCGUGAUUCCUCAUUCAGAAGGUGAUCUCUUGUUGCCGUCGGAUGCCUCAGUUGAUCCUGCUCCAAUUUCCUCGAUUGGACAUGUUGCAGUUGUUUCGCAGAAGACCAAGGAAGAUCUUGAAAUUCACAGAGCAAAGGGCCACAUGCCCUUCCAUCCUGAUUGCGAGCAUUGUCUGAAGUCCCGAGGUGUUACCCAACACAGGCGAAAGUCUGAGCGCGGAGUGGAAACAGAGAUUGUUGCAGAUUUUAUGUUUCUCGACUCUUCUGGAGAGACGAUCAGCGUAGCUGAGCGCCAGACAAGUAGCUCUUUCAAGGUCCUCGUCCUUCGUGAGGCCUUUUCUUCUUCUAUUGGGGCUGUGAUGAUAACUGAGAACAUUGCAAAGGACAGAGGUCUUCUUUUGAAGUGGCUUGCUGAGUUUGGGUUGUCGUCCUCACAGGCAAGCAUUGUGCUUUUGACAGAUUCCGAAGAAGCGGUGAAGUCGUUUGUUGCAGGUGCGUCGGAUAAGUACAUCUUUAUGGUGCGCAAGGCUGCGCCACAAGCUCAUGAACAGCUUGGUGGUGCGGAAAGGACAGUCCGGGUCCUUAAAGAAGGGCUAGCUACUCUGCAAAGUGAUUUUCAGUCGCUUGGUUGCGUUUUGUCGUUUCGGAGAGACUUGUUGCAGCUUGCACUUUCUUACCUGUGCAUGAGUGUGAAUUCGAAUGGCAAAGCUUUUGGCGGUGAACGCUCUCCAAAGGAGGUUGCAGUUGGUCGAAGGUUGCCAGAUACCCCUUUUGCGUUGUUUGGGUCCAAGGUGCUUGCUGAGGUCCCUGAGUCUGUGAAGGCUUUGUGCCCGAAUAUGUCGCGUUUUGAGGCGGCAGCUUUUCUUCACCCGCAAUUUGGGUCGCUUGGGAGCUUGGUGUAUGCGCAUGUGCGUGUGGGCCAGGUCUUGACGCCAAAGGUGUUUGUUGCCAAGUCGAUCAAGCUUGUGUUUCCGAUUGAGCUUGUCUUCGAGUCGGGGAUGUUUGAAGUUUUGCGUCGUCGUGGUGAGCUUGGGCCUGAGAGGCCAGAUCAUCCAGUUGCGCCUCGGAUUCUUCCGAGUUCCCAGGGUGCCUCUUUGAAGUGUCCUGUUUCCGGUCCGCCAAAGGAGUUUUUUGAGAGGUAUGGGUUCUCAGGUGAGUGCCGAGCGUGUUCUAACAUGGCACAAUUUGGGUCUAGGAAGGGCUCUUCUCACGGUCGGGCUUGCUGUUUGAGAUAUGAAGCGUGGUUGCGGUCGCAAGUUGCAACAGAUGACAGCAUGGACGUUGAAGUGCCUGUGGCUUCGGAUGCAGAGGCUAUGCGUGAAGCUCUUUCUGAGCUAGCCGAGGAUGAGUCGAGGCAAGACCGAGCUGUGGAGGAGGCUCAGGGUUCUCCUUUGCCUCCCCCGGCCAAUGGGGACGCUGCUUCGUCUGAGGCUCCAGCGAGGAUUGUGAGCGAGGCGGCCCCCAGUGGUCGUGUUUUCACGCGUGGUUGUCCUGCGUGCGAGUCUGGCAUGAAUGCUCCUGGCAUUCGUCACAAUGCUGAUUGCAAGCGAAGGAACCAACAUCUGAGUGUUAGAUUUUCUGUUUCUGGGGAGCCCGAUGAUGACGAAGCUUUGUCCAGGCGUCUGCCUGAAAAUCUUGAAGGAGCUGUUGCUCCUGAGUCUGAGGGCAUUGGGGCUCUUGAUGAGGACACUGAGAUGCCGUUUGCCGAUCCAGUGUUGACUGGAAGUGAAGGCGGAGGCAGCCUAGAGGCUGAGGAAGUGCUUCGUGGAAGCAGUGCUGUGAAACGCUCCUCUGAAGUCCCGUUGGAAGAUCUGGAGCGUGAGAUCAGGCAGGACCAAGAAAGGGUUGCUUCAGUUAUGGUUACCUUCCACAAUUGCGAAACAGGGAAUGAUGUUCACAUGCCUCUUGCGAGUUUUGUUGAGCAGGCGUUCCAGGUUUCCAAUUAUGUCCCUUUGCUUUCAGGGCUUGUGGAUUCGGUUCAGUUCGCCCCGAACUCUACGAGUGUUGUUUUGCCGUUUGGGAAAAGGUCGCAUUUGAGACUUUGGAAGCCUAGUUCCGCUGUUGAUGACUCUACCUUGGGUGAGCUUUCAGGAGAUCAGGUCAUGGAAGGCAUGGUCAAAGAAGUCAACAAUUUGAGUCACAUGGAAACUGGGGAUCUGUUGACUGCUUCAGAACUUCAGAGUCUUGAGAAGAGGUUCCCAGGUACCUUGAAGGUCAUCCCUAGUCGUUGGGUCACGACGCAGAAAACACCAACUACAGUGCGAGCUAGGAUUGUCAUCAAGGAUAUUGCUGGCAAGAACUCAGAGUCUGCAAGGGCUUUGGGCAUUUCAAGUCCUACUCCUAGUGCCGAUGCUUUGUUCACGGUUCUUGGGAUUGCAGGUUGCAGAGAUUGCGUGAUUGCGAGCGCUGAUGUAUCUCACGCUUUCAUGGCUACGCCUUUGAGAGAAAGGGAUGUGGUGAUGAGGUUUCCUCUGUCAGUGUCUUCGGUUUCAGGGGAUCCUUUGUAUCUUCACCUCAACAAAGCCCUCAAUGGGCUACGCAAGGCUUCGCAGGAAUGGAUCUACUUCGUAGGGGAGACUGUGAAGGUUUUGGGGCUUCAAAGUUGCAGCUUAGAGCCGUGUCUGUUUUCAGGCAUGCUUGAGUCAGGUCCCUGUUUGCUGUUAGUCUAUGUGGAUGAUUUUCUGUGCAUUGCGCCAACAAAGGAGGAUGCAGAUCACAUCUUUGAGGUGAUUGAGAAGAAAGUUGAACUCAAGAGAACCGGGUUGAUCAAUUCUUCCAAGGAUGGCGGUGGCACUUUGCGGUUUAUUGGUAGGGUUAUCUCCAGGAGAAAGGGGGAGUCCUCUAUCACAGUGUCUUUGCCAGAAGAUUAUUUGGAUGAGACCUUCAAGGCUUAUGGUCUUUCGGGAAAAGGUUCCUCAAGUCCUCCAGAUGUUGCGGUUCAUGUUGAGAAGCAAGAUGGGGUUCCAUUGUCUCCUGAGGCGUAUGCCAGGUUCAGGUCUGCGUUGGGGAAAGUAGCUUGGAUGACGCAGACUCGUCAGGACUUGCGUGCUUAUGUGUCAAUCUUGGCAACGCAGCAAGCCACACCCACGAAUCAUACUGAGCAUGGUCUCCGAGCCUUGCUUCGAUUUCUGAAGAACGACAUGUGCGUGGUUGUGCGGUUGCCUGCUGCGAGUGAUGUGUUGGCUCCCUCGCAACACUACCAAGGAAAGAGGCACCUUGUGUGUUUCUCUGACGCAUCGCAUGCGCCUUUGAGGUGCACGAAGCGCCGUGGCAUCAGUGGAGGAGUGUUGACACUUGAUGGCUGCGUGAUAAAGACUUUGUGUCGUCACCAACAGCUUGUGUCGCUGUCGUCUAUGGAGUCAGAGCUGUUUGCGUUGCAGUCGGUUGCUCAAGAAAUGUCGAGUCUUGGAAAGUUCAUGGCAAGGGUCUUCAUGUCGUUUCGAGAAAGCGAGGAAGUUGAAUUGCCUGGGAUACUUUACAGUGACUCAGAAAGCGCUUUGAAGCUUCUUCGCAAUUUGGACACACCCAGGCAAAGCAGACAUCUUGAGAUAAGAGUCGAGUGGCUUAAAGCUCGUGUCGCAGCGGGUUCUUUGGUCCUUGCGUUUAAGAAGGGAAUCGAAAAUCCGUCAGACCUCUUGACUAAAUGUUUGGGGUCCUCGGCUUUCGGGAUACAUCGCGAAGCGUUGGGCUUUGAGUCGCUGUCGGGACCACUUGCGUCUUUGUGCAAUCAUGAGAAGAGAUUGGUGAUGGUUGAAGUGUGCUGUCGACCGCAGUCGAGUGUUCAAGGUGCAUGUCGCAGAGUCGGGAUGAGUUACGUUGGCGUGACUGAGAACAUGCAGAGUGACAGCGUGUUCAAAGAGGUGCGUCGAUAUCUUCUGAACUUUGCGUGUGACUGCGUGUUUGUGCAUGUGUCCACGCCUUGCUCUUCUGGAUCUUACUUGCGUCGGUUCUCUGGCGGGAGCUCGUCGAAGUCGGAUUGGGAAUGGUUUGAGGUGUUUCCUUGUGUGUUGAAGUACUUGAAGCUUGGGAAGCACUCGAGCUUUGAGCUGCCAUGGAACAAUGAGAUUUGGCAACAUGACUUGUGCCAGAAGGUGCUGAAGAAGGCAGGCCACACGUUCGAUGUGCGAACUCGUGCUGCCAUGGUUCUCACGACCGAUGAACGCAGGGAGCUGCGCCGUUUGCUGGAUAAGAUGGAUUCUGCAGAUGGCUUGGCUUCGACUGCCAAUACUUCUAUGACCGAUGGGACCAAGCGUCUCAGAGAUGUGGGUGGAUAUCCAGAGGAUGGGUCUACUGCAUCAGGAUCUGCUUGCGGUGCCCAGCUGCCGAUUUCAAAGGGAAGCGCAAAGGGUGCUGUGAGCACUCCCAAGUGUUAUGAAGACCUCGUCGAUGCAUUCGAGGGGGAAGAGUUUGGGGAUAGCGACAAUGUGAUUGUCGUGAGCUAUGCAGGUACUGAGGUCACCUCGGUGCCACUUCCAAGUAAUCUAUCUAUGGAGGAUUGGGGUCGGACAAUCUGCGAUCUGCCAAAGGUCCAGAAGAAUAAGAUGUGGUUUAAGAAGUCCUAUGCGACCUUGGCCAAGCUUGCCAAGGAGGAUAGCGACCUUGCAAGCUACCUCAAUUGGAUCAAGGAGAAAUUUGGUCGCAAUUAUGAUCCGACGACCUCCUCCAGUCAGUCCUCGGACCUUGCGGGGUAUUUGAUGAGGCGCCAGCUCCGUGUAGUCCAGGUCUUGCUGAGGCGGGAGGGGAGUAUGGGUGUGGUACAGCUGGGUGUGGGCAACAGGAAAGGAGGCAAACAGGUUUCUGGAGAUAAUGCUAGUGCAGGGAGACAGCUGCUUGAUCGCAUGAAUGCGCGUGAGUUGCAGUCCUUGUAUGCAGAUCUUAGCCAAAGACUGAAUGUCCCUGUGAGUGGACAGUUCGUUCCUGAGAGAUUGGGGCAGUCGCCACCUGAUUUGAAUGUGCCAGCUUUUGUGAGACAUCAAGGUAACACGUUACCUGGUGUUCCAGCUGAAAAUGCGAGGAGCAGUGAAGACAAAGACGUCUUUAGCCGCAGUGAGAAGUGGCUAGGGUCUCCACCUUCGCCAAAUCAUCAAGCGUGGAAAGGGCGUGAAUCUGAAGUGCUGGGCAUGAAUGCCUAUAUUCACGAGUUGGUUGCAUGGGCGAAUCAAGCAAGUGUUGAGUUUGGAAAGGAGAUCGCUCAGGCCGCGCGAUGGCCUACACAGAUUGCAUGGAACACGUUGUCUAAGAGUCAACAAGCGCGAGGAGUUCGUUUGUUUAGUGUGCUGAAGGCAGCGUUUGGAGAUCAUGGGCGGAUAACUCUUAUGAUCCAAAGCUUCGGAGAAGGGCUUGACAUUGUUGCAGUCGCCAUGCAGGGAGAUGUUUUCGGGAACUCUCUUUCGUAUAUGGGUAAUGGUUUUGAGUUGCUUAGGCAGCUUGCCAAGGAGUUUUCUUUGAGAAGUCGUGCUGAGGCUAUGAGUCUCAGGGCGAUGCUGAUGGCAAGAACGUUUCGAGCGCAAGACUCGUCAGCUCCAGUUGCUGACACAGUGCGUCAGAUUGAGGUGGCAGUGGCAAGGUUUGUGCGUUUACUUUCGACGCUAGAUCCUAGAGAUGCUGCUGGGUUUGCUUUGACUGACAGUGAUCAGCUUACGCUUUUGAUGAGGUCUUUGCCUGAGAGCGCAAAGGCGUAUACGUUACAUCAUUCGCAGGGUGAGACAUAUGCCUCAUAUCGAUCUUCAGCUUUGCGAUGGGAACAUCAGCAGCGUUUGUUUCUUGAGUUGCAAGGGGCCAAAGGUUUGUUUGGCUUGCAUGAAACCGAGUUUUCUGAGAGCGCAGGCUCGCCUGAGGCAGGUGAGGGAAUGGAUGGUCACGUCUUUGGCAUGAGUGCUAGGCCUUCUGAUGCUGGGAGCGGUGUGAAGUGCAACCGUUGUGGCAAGAAGGGGCAUCAAGUGAAUCAGUGCACGGCAGACCUUUCCAAGGUUAAGUGCUUCAAGUGCGGAGAGAUGGGCCACAUAUCUUUGAACUGUGCCAAGGGCAAGCAGGGUGAUGUUUCUCAGUCGAGUGCGAGACCUAAGGGUUCUGAUGGCAAAGGUGCUGCUGCGGCCAAGGGUCAAGUUUCUUUUUCGCCUAAAGGCAAGAGCAAAGGAAAAGGAGGAAAGAAAGGAAAAAUGUUUGCUCUGUUUGAUGAGGAGACAGGGGUUUGGUGGUACACAGAUGCUGAUGAAUCUUUUUACACCGAAGAAGGUGAUGAGCAAGAAGCACAGCAGGUGGACUCCACUCUUGUGUUAUCUUGUGUCAUUGAGUUAACUGAUGAGCCCAAUACGCGUUUUGAAGCUGUCCUUGAAGACAGCGAGUCGGUGUCUGUUGUGCUCCAAGAGCAGUUGUGUCAACCUUUGUUGCAGUCGUUGGGUCAGUCGCUUGGAAGUGAGUUUUGGCUGCUUGACUCAGGUGCGUCAUGCUGUGUUAUCAACCAUGUGACGUUGAAGACGCUUCCGCAUGAUGAGUUGACUGCAUGUGGUUCGACGUUUAUGGCUGCGAAUGGGACUCCUGUUCCCUUUGAUGGUCGUUGCCAUGUUGUGCUAAAGGUUCGCACAAAGGAUUCAAGUGGAGCUACCAAGAAUGGUGUCUGCAAGAUUCCUGUGAUGGUGGGUGACACUCCUUACAAUAUCCUGUCAACGCGAACUCUUGGAAGGCAUGGUUGGCGUGUUGUCUUGGAUGAAGGCGUUUCUGUGUGUCAUGUGAAGUCGGGUGUUGAUAUGAUUGAUACCUGUAUUUGGUGUGACACGCCUUGGAUCCGCGUGAUUCCUCAUUCAGAAGGUGAUCUCUUGUUGCCGUCGGAUGCCUCAGUUGAUCCUGCUCCAAUUUCCUCGAUUGGACAUGUUGCAGUUGUUUCGCAGAAGACCAAGGAAGAUCUUGAAAUUCACAGAGCAAAGGGCCACAUGCCCUUCCAUCCUGAUUGCGAGCAUUGUCUGAAGUCCCGAGGUGUUACCCAACACAGGCGAAAGUCUGAGCGCGGAGUGGAAACAGAGAUUGUUGCAGAUUUUAUGUUUCUCGACUCUUCUGGAGAGACGAUCAGCGUAGCUGAGCGCCAGACAAGUAGCUCUUUCAAGGUCCUCGUCCUUCGUGAGGCCUUUUCUUCUUCUAUUGGGGCUGUGAUGAUAACUGAGAACAUUGCAAAGGACAGAGGUCUUCUUUUGAAGUGGCUUGCUGAGUUUGGGUUGUCGUCCUCACAGGCAAGCAUUGUGCUUUUGACAGAUUCCGAAGAAGCGGUGAAGUCGUUUGUUGCAGGUGCGUCGGAUAAGUACAUCUUUAUGGUGCGCAAGGCUGCACCACAAGCUCAUGAACAGCUUGGUGGUGCGGAAAGGACAGUCCGGGUCCUUAAAGAAGGGCUAGCUACUCUGCAAAGUGAUUUUCAGUCGCUUGGUUGCGUUUUGUCGUUUCGGAGAGACUUGUUGCAGCUUGCACUUUCUUACCUGUGCAUGAGUGUGAAUUCGAAUGGCAAAGCUUUUGGCGGUGAACGCUCUCCAAAGGAGGUUGCAGUUGGUCGAAGGUUGCCAGAUACCCCUUUUGCGUUGUUUGGGUCCAAGGUGCUUGCUGAGGUCCCUGAGUCUGUGAAGGCUUUGUGCCCGAAUAUGUCGCGUUUUGAGGCGGCAGCUUUUCUUCACCCGCAAUUUGGGUCGCUUGGGAGCUUGGUGUAUGCGCAUGUGCGUGUGGGCCAGGUCUUGACGCCAAAGGUGUUUGUUGCCAAGUCGAUCAAGCUUGUGUUUCCGAUUGAGCUUGUCUUCGAGUCGGGGAUGUUUGAAGUUUUGCGUCGUCGUGGUGAGCUUGGGCCUGAGAGGCCAGAUCAUCCAGUUGCGCCUCGGAUUCUUCCGAGUUCCCAGGGUGCCUCUUUGAAGUGUCCUGUUUCCGGUCCGCCAAAGGAGUUUUUUGAGAGGUAUGGGUUCUCAGGUGAGUGCCGAGCGUGUUCUAACAUGGCACAAUUUGGGUCUAGGAAGGGCUCUUCUCACGGUCGGGCUUGCUGUUUGAGAUAUGAAGCGUGGUUGCGGUCGCAAGUUGCAACAGAUGACAGCAUGGACGUUGAAGUGCCUGUGGCUUCGGAUGCAGAGGCUAUGCGUGAAGCUCUUUCUGAGCUAGCCGAGGAUGAGUCGAGGCAAGACCGAGCUGUGGAGGAGGCUCAGGGUUCUCCUUUGCCUCCCCCGGCCAAUGGGGACGCUGCUUCGUCUGAGGCUCCAGCGAGGAUUGUGAGCGAGGCGGCCCCCAGUGGUCGUGUUUUCACGCGUGGUUGUCCUGCGUGCGAGUCUGGCAUGAAUGCUCCUGGCAUUCGUCACAAUGCUGAUUGCAAGCGAAGGAACCAACAUCUGAGUGUUAGAUUUUCUGUUUCUGGGGAGCCCGAUGAUGACGAAGCUUUGUCCAGGCGUCUGCCUGAAAAUCUUGAAGGAGCUGUUGCUCCUGAGUCUGAGGGCAUUGGGGCUCUUGAUGAGGACACUGAGAUGCCGUUUGCCGAUCCAGUGUUGACUGGAAGUGAAGGCGGAGGCAGCCUAGAGGCUGAAGAAGUGCUUCGUGGAAGCAGUGCUGUGAAACGCUCCUCUGAAGUCCCGUUGGAAGAUCUGGAGCGUGAGAUCAGGCAGGACCAAGAAAGGGUUGCUUCAGUUAUGGUUACCUUCCACAAUUGCGAAACAGGGAAUGAUGUUCACAUGCCUCUUGCGAGUUUUGUUGAGCAGGCGUUCCAGGUUUCCAAUUAUGUCCCUUUGCUUUCAGGGCUUGUGGAUUCGGUUCAGUUCGCCCCGAACUCUACGAGUGUUGUUUUGCCGUUUGGGAAAAGGUCGCAUUUGAGACUUUGGAAGCCUAGUUCCGCUGUUGAUGACUCUACCUUGGGUGAGCUUUCAGGAGAUCAGGUCAUGGAAGGCAUGGUCAAAGAAGUCAACAAUUUGAGUCACAUGGAAACUGGGGAUCUGUUGACUGCUUCAGAACUUCAGAGUCUUGAGAAGAGGUUCCCAGGUACCUUGAAGGUCAUCCCUAGUCGUUGGGUCACGACGCAGAAAACACCAACUACAGUGCGAGCUAGGAUUGUCAUCAAGGAUAUUGCUGGCAAGAACUCAGAGUCUGCAAGGGCUUUGGGCAUCUCGAGUCCUACUCCUAGUGCCGAUGCUUUGUUCACGGUUCUUGGGGUUACAGGUUGCAGAGAUUGCGUGAUUGCAGGUGCUGAUGUAUCUCACGCUUUCAUGGCUACGCCUUUGAGAGAAAGGGAUGUGGUGAUGAGGUUUCCUCUGUCAGUGUCUUCGGUUUCAGGGGAUCCUUUGUAUCUUCACCUCAACAAAGCCCUCAAUGGGCUACGCAAGGCUUCGCAAGAAUGGAUCUACUUCGUAGGGGAGACUGUGAAGGUUUUGGGGCUUCAAAGUUGCAGCUUAGAGCCGUGUCUGUUUUCAGGCAUGCUUGAGUCAGGUCCCUGUUUGCUGUUGGUCUAUGUGGAUGAUUUUCUGUGCAUUGCGCCAACAAAGGAGGAUGCAGAUCACAUCUUUGAGGUGAUUGAGAAGAAAGUUGAACUCAAGAGAACCGGGUUGAUCAAUUCUUCCAAGGAUGGCGGUGGCACUUUGCGGUUUAUUGGUAGGGUUAUCUCCAGGAGAAAGGGGGAGUCCUCUAUCACAGUGUCUUUGCCAGAAGAUUAUUUGGAUGAGACCUUCAAGGCUUAUGGUCUUUCGGGAAAAGGUUCCUCAAGUCCUCCAGAUGUUGCGGUUCAUGUUGAGAAGCAAGAUGGGGUUCCAUUGUCUCCUGAGGCGUAUGCCAGGUUCAGGUCUGCGUUGGGGAAAGUAGCUUGGAUGACGCAGACUCGUCAGGACUUGCGUGCUUAUGUGUCAAUCUUGGCAACGCAGCAAGCCACACCCACGAAUCAUACUGAGCAUGGUCUCCGAGCCUUGCUUCGAUUUCUGAAGAACGACAUGUGCGUGGUUGUGCGGUUGCCUGCUGCGAGUGAUGUGUUGGCUCCCUCGCAACACUACCAAGGAAAGAGGCACCUUGUGUGUUUCUCUGACGCAUCGCAUGCGCCUUUGAGGUGCACGAAGCGCCGUGGCAUCAGUGGAGGAGUGUUGACACUUGAUGGCUGCGUGAUAAAGACUUUGUGUCGUCACCAACAGCUUGUGUCGCUGUCGUCUAUGGAGUCAGAGCUGUUUGCGUUGCAGUCGGUUGCUCAAGAAAUGUCGAGUCUUGGAAAGUUCAUGGCAAGGGUCUUCAUGUCGUUUCGAGAAAGCGAGGAAGUUGAAUUGCCUGGGAUACUUUACAGUGACUCAGAAAGCGCUUUGAAGCUUCUUCGCAAUUUGGACACACCCAGGCAAAGCAGACAUCUUGAGAUAAGAGUCGAGUGGCUUAAAGCUCGUGUCGCAGCGGGUUCUUUGGUCCUUGCGUUUAAGAAGGGAAUCGAAAAUCCGUCAGACCUCUUGACUAAAUGUUUGGGGUCCUCGGCUUUCGGGAUACAUCGCGAAGCGUUGGGCUUUGAGUCGCUGUCGGGACCACUUGCGUCUUUGUGCAAUCAUGAGAAGAGAUUGGUGAUGGUUGAAGUGUGCUGUCGACCGCAGUCGAGUGUUCAAGGUGCAUGUCGCAGAGUCGGGAUGAGUUACGUUGGCGUGACUGAGAACAUGCAGAGUGACAGUGUGUUCAAAGAGGUGCGUCGAUAUCUUCUGAACUUUGCGUGUGACUGCGUGUUUGUGCAUGUGUCCACGCCUUGGAUCUUACUUGCGUCGGUUCUCUGGCGGGAGCUCGUCGAAGUCGGUGUGCUAAGCAUGCAAAUCUGUGGCAGGUUGGAUGGACCGAAACAGGUUUUUACACUCCGAAACUCGCUGAUGCGAUUGUUCGAGGUGCGAACUCGUGCUGCCAUGGUUCUCACGACCGAUGAACGCAGGGAGCUGCGCCGUUUGCUGGAUAAGAUGGAUUCUGCAGAUGGCUUGGCUUCGACUGCCAAUACUUCUAUGACCGAUGGGACCAAGCGUCUCAGAGAUGUGGGUGGAUAUCCAGAGGAUAGGUCUACUGCAUCAGGAUCUGCUUGCGGUGCCCAGCUGCCGAUUUCAAAGGGAAGCGCAAAGGGUGCUGUGAGCACUCCCAAGUGUUAUGAAGACCUCGUCGAUGCAUUCGAGGGGGAAGAGUUUGGGGAUAGCGACAAUGUGAUUGUCGUGAGCUAUGCAGGUACUGAGGUCACCUCGGUGCCACUUCCAAGUAAUCUAUCUAUGGAGGAUUGGGGUCGGACAAUCUGCGAUCUGCCAAAGGUCCAGAAGAAUAAGAUGUGGUUUAAGAAGUCCUAUGCGACCUUGGCCAAGCUUGCCAAGGAGGAUAGCGACCUUGCAAGCUACCUCAAUUGGAUCAAGGAGAAAUUUGGUCGCAAUUAUGAUCCGACGACCUCCUCCAGUCAGUCCUCGGACCUUGCGGGGUAUUUGAUGAGGAUUGGUUUUUCAAAGCAGAAGGGAUUCCAGCGCAAGUUGGCGGAGGAGUAA